CAAAAAAUAAACAAAAACAUUGAAACUCUCUGCUGUGCUUGAUAUGGGCCUGGAAAUCGUACUCCUUGCCAAGCACACAACAUAAAUCUAGAGUCUAAAACAAGAAAGUUCGUGAACGGAAAAUAAAAAACAUACAAAAUGGAUAGCAGCAAAUUGUUAAAGAACGUCUAUGGAAUCGACAUCCGUUUCGAAGAUCUCGUCUACCAGGUCAACGUGCCCAGACAACACGAAAAGAAGUCUGUGCUGAAGGGCAUCGCAGGAACAUUCAAAUCUGGCGAACUGACAGCCAUCAUGGGACCCUCGGGUGCCGGCAAAUCUAGUCUAAUGAACAUCCUGACGGGCCUCACAAAGUCUGGCGUCAGCGGGAAGAUAGAGAUUGGCAAGGCACGGAAGCUGUGCGGCUAUAUCAUGCAGGAUGACCAUUUCUUUCCCUACUUCACUGUGGAGGAGACAAUGCUCAUGGCGGCCACACUUAAAAUCUCCAACAAAUGCGUCAGUAUGAAGGAGAAGCGAACACUGAUUGAUUAUUUGCUGAACUCGCUAAAGCUGACAAAAACGCGGCAAACAAAGUGCUCCAAUCUGAGUGGCGGACAGAAGAAGCGUCUAUCAAUUGCCCUGGAGCUGAUAGACAAUCCAGCAGUUCUAUUUUUAGACGAGCCCACAACGGGCCUGGAUAGUUCAUCCUCCUUCGACACGAUCCAACUGCUGCGAGGCCUGGCAAACGAGGGGCGCACCAUUGUGUGCACGAUCCACCAGCCUUCGACGAACAUCUACAAUCUCUUCAACCUGAUCUACGUGCUCAGCGCCGGUCGAUGCACCUACCAGGGCACGCCCCAGAACACUGUCAUGUUUCUGAGCAGCGUAGGACUGGAGUGCCCGCCCUACCACAAUCCCGCCGACUUCCUGCUGGAAUGCGUCAACGGUGACUACGAUGAUCACACCGAGGCUCUAGCGGAAAGUGCCAAGAACAAACGUUGGCGCUACGAUCAGCAGCUGAUGCAGGGCGAGUCAGCGGAGCCGCCCAGCGAGGCUCAACUUGCCAAGUUCAAUGAGUCACAGUCGCCCGGGCAUGUGCAGAAGGUUGAGAUACAAAGCCUGGACUCCUCCAAGGAGCUAACACGGCACACAUUCCCGCCAGCGGAAUGGAUGCGGCUGUGGCUGCUCAUUGGACGCUGCCAUAUGCAGUUCUUCAGGGAUUGGACACUCACAUACCUCAAACUUGGAGUGCACAUAAUCUGCGCUGUAUUGGUUGGCCUUAUCUUUGGCGACUCUGGCAGCAAUGCCACCAAACAAAUCUCGAAUGUGGGCAUGAUUAUGAUCCACUGCGUUUAUCUCUGGUACACCACCAUUAUGCCGGGAAUACUGCGAUAUCCAUCCGAGAUAGAGAUCAUCAAGAAGGAAACCUUUAACAACUGGUACAAGCUGCGAACCUAUUACCUUGCCACCAUAAUCACUUCCACACCAGUUCAUAUCAUCUUCUCCACGGUAUAUAUCACGAUAGGAUACCUCAUGACCGAACAGCCCGUCGAGAUGGAUCGAUUUGUGAAAUAUCUGCUCUCAGCCGUGGUGGUUACCAUCUGCGCCGACGGCUUGGGCGUGUUUCUGGGCACCGUGCUGAAUCCAGUUAAUGGAACGUUUGUUGGUGCCGUUUCCACGUGCUUCAUGCUGAUGUUCUCCGGUUUCCUCAUUUUGCUGAACCACAUUCCGGCUGCGAUGCGGGUUGUCGCUUCAUUAUCACCGUUACGUUAUGCCUUGGAGAAUAUGGUCAUAGCGCUUUAUGGCAACCAUCGAGAACAGCUGAUCUGUCCGCCCACGGAGUUUUACUGCCACUUCAAAAACGCCGUUACUGUGCUGCGUCAGUUUGGAAUGGAGCAGGGCGACUUUGGCUACAACAUCAUGAUGAUUCUUGGCCAAAUAACGCUGUUCAAGGUGUUGGCCUACUUCACGCUGAGGCACAAAAUCAAAAGGAUUUAAACUGGGACUACUUCAUAGUGUAUGCUUGUAGUAUUGGGCUUAAUAUGGGCUUAAUCGAAUGUGAUUUUAUGUUACUUAUCGCUUAGUUGCAAAUAAACCCAACUCUUUAA
Drosophila guanche is the source of this 2084-nucleotide messenger RNA. Its product is annotated as ATP-binding cassette sub-family G member 1. Gene Ontology annotation, cellular component: plasma membrane. The transcript is spliced from 10 exons. The coding region runs from base 139 to 1974 and encodes 611 amino acids. Gene Ontology annotation, molecular function: ATP hydrolysis activity; ATP binding; ABC-type transporter activity. Lineage: Eukaryota; Metazoa; Arthropoda; Insecta; Diptera; Drosophilidae. The record is from RefSeq and is a predicted model, not a curated record.